Messenger RNA from Dimorphilus gyrociliatus, 1184 nucleotides. The record is from the annotation of a GenBank genome assembly. NCBI's taxonomy places the organism in Eukaryota, Metazoa, Annelida, Polychaeta, Dinophilidae.
AAUCCACCAGGAAAAUCUAACACCGGAAUAGGAAAUUACCAUCUAGAAUAUUUUUGUUUAUUGUUAUUUUAAAAAAAACUCACCGAUUCAACCUCAGAUAGCUUUUAAAUGAUACUGGAUUAGUUUAAAUUUAUUGCUAUUCCUUCGAUUCAUUAAUUGCAUAAGAAAUUGAAUCUAUCAAACUUAAUUAGUUAUCGAUUUCUCCAAGUUGUACAGUACCAGUAGAACGUUUCAAUUCAGUUUAGGAACGUUCGAAAACGAUGGCACAGCAAAGUGACCUGGACAGACAAAUAGAACAAUUGAGAAAUUGCCACACUAUUACGGAAAAUGAAGUAAAAGCGCUGUGUUCGAAAGCGCGAGAAAUUCUAGCCGAAGAAGCCAAUGUACAAAGAGUGGAUGCUCCUGUUACGGUGUGUGGAGAUAUUCAUGGACAAUUUUAUGAUCUCAAGGAACUGUUUAAAUGCGGAGGCAAUGUCCCUGAGGCAAAUUACCUAUUUCUAGGUGACUUUGUCGAUAGAGGAUUCUACAGCGUCGAAACUUUUUUAUUGCUUUUAGCACUGAAGGUGCGAUAUCCCGAUAGAAUUACUCUUAUACGGGGCAAUCACGAAAGUAGACAGAUUACUCAAGUGUAUGGAUUUUAUGACGAGUGCAUGAGAAAAUACGGAAGUAUAACAGUAUGGAGAUAUUGCACAGAAGUGUUUGAUUAUUUAAGUUUGUCAGCUAUUAUAGAUGGAACGAUAUUCUGCGUGCACGGUGGUCUUUCACCAUCAAUUCAAACUCUUGAUCAAAUUCGACAAAUAGACCGAAAACAAGAAGUUCCACACGACGGCCCAAUGUGUGACCUAUUAUGGUCUGACCCCGAAGACACUCAAGGGUGGGGAGUCUCUCCUCGGGGCGCUGGUUACUUAUUCGGUAGCGAUGUUGUGGCAUCAUUCAAUCGAGCAAAUAAUGUCGAAAUGAUAUGUAGAGCUCAUCAGCUAGUUAUGGAGGGUUUCAAAUGGCACUUUUGCGAACAAGUGUUGACAGUGUGGUCUGCACCAAAUUACUGCUACAGAUGUGGUAAUGUCGCUGCCAUUUUAGAGUUGGACGAUGCUUUGAGGAGGCAAUUUAUAAUUUUCGAAGCUGCUUCUAGGGAAACAAGAGGUGUUCCUUUAAAGAAGCCGCAACCUGAAUAUUUCUUAUAA